AAGCACAGACGAUCAAACAAAUAGCCAUAGCUGUUCAUUGUAUUUCCUGGGGCAUGUGGACUGUGAUUAUUCCCAUCAGAACCAAAUGGGCAGACUCACGGUGCCCCUCUGCUUCUGUAGGGACCCUUCUGUGCCAAGACCAUCACAAUCUGUUUGGAACAUCAACUUCCUGGAUGAGAAGAAGCACCCUGCUACCAUGGUGCAAUGGAAAUAUCCACCUACAAGUAUACUUUCACUGCAUUUUGCUGAUCUCUCCCAGAUUGGAGCAUGAUUUUCCAGAAAACCAAAGGUCAUUGCACAGUGGGGGAGUACUGAUGGGAUGCCUCCUCCUCCUCCCGUUUGUUACUGUAUUACCACUGCUGGAUAUGAGUAGAGGCAUUUGACUCAGCCACAAUGAAGCUAAUACACUGAUGAUGCAAAAGAGUGUGCGUGGCUGGAGUGGCCUGAAACCCUGAAGUAACAGCAGCAUACAUGUAGCAUGGCACAUCUGUCUCUGCUCUGCAAAUUCUGUCCCACCGUGUCUUCCUUGAGACGAGGCCCAGAUGUGAGCGAGGAAAGGGCAGGGUGGCAUCGGGCAUGGGUGUCAUGUGAUGGUGUCUCGCUAGAAGGCGGUGGUGCCUGCGUAAUGGGCUUCUGCUCCGUGCUCUGAGGCGAGGCAGCUUCCCAGGGCUUCGAGGGAAGGAGGGGGAAAAGCUUAGAGGAGGAGGAUGAAAAGGACAGAAAGACCGAGUCUAAAAUAUACAGUCCUUUGAGUCUUUAGGAGCUUGCUGCUGACUUGAGGGCAAAGGUGGAAAAGGGUCAGGACAGAAAAUGUGAGAUGUCCUACCAUCUGGUGGGCCUGCUUGCAAACUGGGGACUACAUCCACAACACCCAAGCCUCAAAGGGCCCUGAUGUCUUUAGGAGGGAGCAGGGGACAGGUUCUUUCAGUCUGGCUUGGCUAGGGAGAGCUGUGUGGCUGCUCCCUGCCUAUUGUGCUUCCAGGGCUGGCCCUUGUUUCCCGACUAAAGCCACAGCAUGAUGCUUUCUACCCUCCUCACCAUAUUACAGAGUUUUGUCUUUCAGCUGUCUCCUGUCUCAAAUGAGGACAACUGUACAAGGAGAAAUGGGAAAAAGGAAGGGAAACAAGAACAAGAAGGAAGAUGGAGCAGGAUAAAAGUGCAGGAAGAUAUGGGGGAAGAAAGCAUGUCUGCCAGAAAGAGGAGGGAGCUUGUGGGGCUUCUCAGCUAGUGGCUAAAAGCCCAGUAUAAACUGGGAGCUGUAUUCACACCGGUGUGUGAAGCUGUGAGUCAGGCACAUUCCUCCAUGCAGUUGUCAAGGCAGCUCUCAAAGGGCUGGUUCAGUGGGGCAGGGCCCACCUCCCCAAAGUCUGUCUUAGCUGAGCUGACACAGAUUCGGGAGCAGAACUCUACUUGUUCAUCCACUGUUUCUGGGGUGCCAGCAAACUCUGAAGAAGCAACAAAGGAUGAGCUAGUGAAGAAAAGAGACAUUUCCUCCUGGCUGGCAGAGGUUAUCUUGCAUGUCUUGGUCUUGAAGGAAAAGGCAGCGUCCCUUUCUUGGCUCUUUCAUUGUUAAGGAAAACAGCCGGACAGAGCUUGUGAUGGACAACAUCAGCAAAAUGGACUGGGCAGCUGGAGGUGAGGAAUAGACUUCUCUGAAGCACCCUGUCUAUGUCUGAUGAACUCUCCCCAUUCUUCUCUGGGCUGCUUUGCUGUUAAGGAUAGACGUGUCUCAUACAGUGAAGGCGGGAGGAAGGAACAGGUUUCCGAGAGCUUGAUUUGCUCUUGCUCAGUUUACCCAAAGAUGUCUUACAACUCUUCUCUCCUCAGCCCAAGUCCUAGAGAGGAUCCCAAGGCUGGCAGUUUCUUGGAGGAAAGCAGUGGUGGAGGUGAUGACAGCAAUGUUCUGGGAGGGGACAGCCUGGUCACAGGGCCGCUGGGCGCAGUGCUGCUGGUCAUGUGCCUCACUGGUAUGGUGGGGAACAUCUACACAGUGGCAGUGGCCUCUGGCAGGGUGGCAGGAUGCUCAGCAGGCUCCUUGGGGGUCUACAUGAUCAACCUUGCCCUGGCUGACCUCCUGUACCUCUCCACCAUCCCCUUUGUGGUUUGCACCUACUUCACCCACGACUGGUUCUUUGGGGAUGUGGGUUGCCGGCUUUUGCUCAGCCUGGACCUCCUCACCAUGCACGCCAGCAUUUUCCUCCUGACCGCCAUGAGCCUGGAGAGGUACUGGGCAGUAGCCAAGCCUCUGUGGGCCAGGCGGGCCAGCAAUGCCUACCGCAAGCUGGCCAGCGCCGUCCUCUGGCUCCUCUCACUCCUGCUCACGGCCCCCAUGAUGGUGAUGACCCAGCUGCGGGAGGGGGACGGCCCCCACAAGCGCAUCUGCGUCCCCACCUGGACACCAUCAGCUUUCCGGCUCUACCUGACGGUGCUGUUCACCACCAGCGUCCUGGCACCCGGUGCGGUGCUGGCCAUCGUCUACGCCCGCCUGGCCCGGGCGUACCAGUCCUCGGCCUGGGGCCUGGGGCUGCCGGUGCCUGGCCGGGCCCCUGCUCGGCAGCUCCUCUCCAGGAUCGCUGCCAUCGUGGUGGCCUACUGGGCCUGCUUCCUCCCCUUCUGGGCCUGGCAGCUGGCCGGGCUGUACCAGGGAGAGGGGCUGGGCAUCAGCCCCGCUGCCCAGGCCUACCUUAACUUCGGUGUCACCUGCCUGGCCUAUGGCAACAGCUGUGUCAACCCCUUCCUCUACACUCUGCUUGCCAGCAGCUACCGCGGGCACCGUGGCCGCACUGGGAUGGGCAUGGCACGGCCUGCAGCACCCUCUCAGCAGGCUGCAGGAAGCCAUGGCAUCCCCCUGGCUUUCAGGGAGGUGUUGGGGCCUGUGAGGGAAAGUGUGGGCUGAGCAGGCUGGGAACAUCUGACCUUUGGCUGGGUCAUGUUGAGAAAUAAAAGUGUGUCGCCUUCCAUGCCA
Molecule: messenger RNA, 2965 nt
Organism: Sturnus vulgaris (Common starling)
Lineage: Eukaryota; Metazoa; Chordata; Aves; Passeriformes; Sturnidae
Product: urotensin-2 receptor-like
Biological process (GO): neuropeptide signaling pathway
Cellular component (GO): plasma membrane
Molecular function (GO): urotensin II receptor activity
Source: RefSeq, a predicted model, not a curated record